This is a messenger RNA of Sceloporus undulatus (fence lizard), 1360 nucleotides long. Its product is annotated as mas-related G-protein coupled receptor member A6-like. The transcript has 3 exons. Lineage: Eukaryota; Metazoa; Chordata; Lepidosauria; Squamata; Phrynosomatidae. The record is from RefSeq and is a predicted model, not a curated record. The coding region runs from base 127 to 1224 and encodes 365 amino acids. Gene Ontology annotation, biological process: G protein-coupled receptor signaling pathway. Gene Ontology annotation, molecular function: G protein-coupled receptor activity. Gene Ontology annotation, cellular component: membrane.
CAGCAACUGAGGGAGAAGAGGGGGAGAAAGGAGAGAAGAAAGCUACCAGUCAGAGGAGGAAAAGAAGCUGAAGAAGUGAACUGGGAGACGGGGUGGAAAACUCUGUAACACUGCCAGCAGUCUGUCAUGGAAAGAAAGAAAGAAGCAAUGGCAUUCAUCUUCUGGAUUGGUCUUUGGAGUCUUCUCCAACUCACAGAAGCCAGUAUAACUUCUCCUCCUUUGCCAAAUUGUUCAACAGCAAAAGAUGAAGCACUUCUACCCUCACCAAACAAGACUGUGUUGAGAAGAGACCCACAUCUAAGAAGAGGUGAUUUCAAUAUGACUGAAUGGAACAAUACAUUCUUUCCAACUGUAAACCUGAAUGUGUCUCAUCAUAUCUGUAGAGAAUGUGAACACAUCAUGGCCUUUCUUACAUGCUUAUUAAGAGGCCAUAUGUUUGCUCGUUUUAUUGUCUCCAUCUUCAUGGUUGGACUUUUUGGAAACAUAAUCAUUUUCUUCUUUCUUCUCUUCCACUUUCAGAGGAAUUCCUGGAGUGCCUAUAUCUGGAACUUAGCUGUGGCUGACUUUAGUGUCCUUAUAUUUUUAUGCAGUAUCUGUCUAUUUGCUUUUGUUAAUAACAUUUGCCAGGAUCUGAGUGGUGCUUUCAUCAAGUUGUUCCUACUCCUAGCAUACCUGUUUUUAUCCAUGCAGUGUUUUAGCCUGCAUUUCCUUGUGGCCAUCACUAUUGAUUGGUGUUUGGUGGCCCUGAUCCCAAGCUGGCACAGAGGGCAGCGACCAGACUAUAUGGCACCUCUCAUAUCUGCUAUUUUGUCUGCCCUUCUCUGGCCACUGUCUUGCCAGCUAUUACUCCUUUUCCAUCUAGAUAUUGACAGACAAACAAUUGUCAUCAUGUCACUGAUGAUUUUUGUCCCACUUAUGGUCAUCUCAACUCAGACCCUGAUCAUCAAGAUUUGGUGUAACUUACGCCAUGAAAGCAAACUCCAUGCAGAGGUUUUACUGGGAACCCUUUUCUCCCUUGUCACGUGGGCCCCUAUACGCUUGUUCUUCAACAUGAACAAUGAGUUUGCUAUCAUCUCCUUAUUAGCUUUUGUGCUCACUUCUCUCAGCAGCACCAUUAACCCUGUGCUUUACAUUCUUGUUGGGCAAAUACUUCUACCCAUUUCUGAGAGUACAAAGUUGCACUCUAGAUCGAUCCAAGGGAGAUUAAAUCCACUAAAGAGCUGAGCACUUAGGAAUUCUGGGCAAUGGGGGAAGAAAGACAAGUUUGAUAGAAGAAAAAAUAUGUGGUCUGUAUCUUUUUUGCUUUUGCAAGAAUGGAAUUGAGAAAAUCUUACUAGUUUAUUAAUUUUUAAGUGCUGGA